ACGCGAUGGAGGAGGUGAAGAACUUCAAUAGAGGUAGAGGCAGUGGAGAUUGGAGAAGGAGCCAAACGACGUCGUUGGCGAAUCUAAAUACAAAGUAAACUCGGCCAGUCUCUGUUGUCCCUCAGCUCAAGUCGCUCACAGCCUUCUCUUCUUCGUUGCCGCACCUGCCUUUGUUGAAUAAGAGUUUGAUGCUGUUGCGUUUUCAGUUUCAUUCUUGGGCUUUGAAAUGAGGCUUUUUUGUAUUUUUCAUUUGGUUUGACAUUUGUGGGGAAGGCAGGUCUAAAUUGUAAACUACAAGGCUAGUCUGGGAGCUGUAUAUGCUCUUCUUGUCCUGGAGUUCAUAUUUGUAACAUGGAUUUACUUCAAGUUAGGGGAAUUCCCGGCCUGGGAGAUGUGUAAUAUAGCAGACAGAUGGAAACAAAACUGAGAGACUCUAAUUUAUAAAAUUUUGCCGAAAGUAUAUGUAUGUAUAUAGAUAUAUCUUCUACUUGUAUUUAUGUCUUAGAAUGUAUGCCCCUACAUAAUAAUCAACCUUUAAUCACGUAGAGAUGAUGUAGAAUUGAAGGAACUCAUGCUUGAGUUAAGUCAUUUUUGAUGGUCUGUUGGGAGAAGUUUCACAUUGGUUUUGAUUCUCUUUUGGGAAGACGUUGGUUCUGAGGCUUUAGGUCUUGUUCUAUAAGUUUUAAAAUACCCCAUACUAAAGCGGCAUAGCCUUAAAUUGUGUUUUUAUUAGCAAAGGAGCAAUAAAGAAAUUUCCCAUAUGAGUAAAUAGUUUCAAUGGAUGAAUAGUAACUGAACCAAACAAAGUAACAAUUGAAGAUGAUUGAACUAAUAACCUAUAUAUAUAUGUGUGUGUGUGUGCGCGUGCCUUUUUAACUCAGAAAAAAAUAUUGUUUUGUUUCCUACAUAUGUAUACUAUGAUUUUCUGUAUAACUAUCAUUAUGAGGCAGUGCUAGAGGAAGGAAGAAAUGGUGGCUAGGAUGGUGAUGGUGGGGCCGUAUGUGUCGAGCUCUGCCAUCAAUAGCCUUUGCGCUCUAAGUCGAGCUAUACCAACCUAUUUACCAUUAGAGCAUGAAAUUGUUAAUGAUAGAGCAAGUGUAAAAUUUGUAAGGAAAGGGACACUACAGAAAAACAGAGUAGUCUGACAUAAAAAUUACGGGGCACAUUAAUGCACGUUGUUGAUGUAGUGCAGGCCUCACAAACUGUCAAUGAAGUGAAACUUUAAUUAUUAACGGUGUGCUUUUCCCUACCUGCCAUAAAUUGUAUUAUUGUAUUUGCUAAUUCACGAUGCCGGAUUGUUACAACCUCUAGCAGAUGGUUUGAAAUUCUCUCUUCUAAAGCUCAGAGGCUCUUAUGAAUAGUAAAAUCCUUCAUAACAGUGUUCUUUCAAUUUUUCCCCCAACUCCUGCUUGGCUGCACUGCUUUGUUUGUGCGUUGUAGUUUUUAGUCAACGGGGGGAGGGAGGGAGGGAUUUGAAGCCCUUCCUUUCAUUUUCCUCUCCGUACCAGUACUAACCAUUCACCAGCACCAAAAUAUGUGACCUUCACAAACUCAUAAACUCUUUGGGAUUCUCCAAAGAACACAUUUUGAAAGUUUAAUUGGCUCAAUUUUAAUAGGAAGCAUUCAAUAAUAUUAUUCCAGGUACUUUUCUUCCCUAGAGUUGGACUUUCAAAACUGACCUUUGUGAUUUUUGUAAAAAGUUGAUGUUUGCAUACCUUGUCUACUUGAGUUUGAGACAAUUUGGUUCUUAUUGAUUUUGGUUUGUUUUCAGUAUUAAUUGGUGUUUGUUACAUGUGUUGAUCGAGAUUUUGCAAAUUUCGGGAUGAAAUUUUUAUAAGGAGGGGGAGAAUGUGUUUACUUGUAUUUUUAUCUUUGAGUGAAGACUUUUUAAUAUGUACCAUUUUUAUCUUUUAUUGUGGUAUUUCUCAUUUUAGAAUUUCUGAAAUAUAUAUAUAUAUAUAUUAUAUAUGUGUGCAUUUAUAUUUAUAAAUAUAUUUUGAUUAUUUUAUUUAUGUUUUAUUUUAGUGGAACUGUAUUGUUUUCUUUUUAAGUUAAGAGAUAAGAAGGGCCGGUGUAGGGAUAUAGCACUAAAACCCACGGGUAGGGGUACCCGUAGGUAAUUGUUCAGAGAGGUUAACGGGUAUGGGUAUUACUGUAUUAGUUUAUGGUACGGUUAUGGGUAAUUACAAAAUACCCAUAUAAAACCAACUCGGGUAUGGGGUAAUAGUAAUACCCGUGGGUACCCAGAUUUUACCCAAAUACCCAAAAUUGUUGUUUUUGAAAAUUAAAGCCGCGAUUCAAUUUAGGGUUUGUAUCUUCUCAAGUCUCAACCCUGUCUCUUCUCUCUCCAUUCUUCAUUCUCAACCUUGCCGGAGACCAGAUUCCCCGGCAAAAAUCCAUUCCUCGGUCUCUAGUUUGCGCUGCGAGCAAGACUGAACUCUCCCUCUACUGAGCAGGCUCGGGUGUGUUCAAUUAUACUUUUUGCUUCAUCCAUAUUGAUUGAAUUAGCAGUAUGGUCAUGAUUUCUAAUUGGGGUUUUGAUUCUGUAUAGUAGUUAUGUUCUGAAAUGUUCAUCUUCAGCUGCUUGUUUUAUUGAUUAUGUAAAAAAAUUGAUAUUUGCUUAUGCUCCAAUGGGUUUGUUGCUCUGCUCUGUUGGGCAGGUUCUGGUUGUUUAUCUGUUUUAGUUUUAAUAGUUGUGAGCUAUCAUGUUUUUGUAUUUGCUAGUUUGAUUGUGUUUAGUUUUCUGCAGUGGGUUUUGACAUUGGGGGUUUUGUUACUACUCUAUAUGAUUCUGUAUUCAUUUAAUCUUCUCUUAUUCAAAUUCUGAGGUUUUGCUAUUUCGUUUCUGAAUAUUGGAAUCUAUCACAUGGAAAAUGUUCUCUUAGAAGACCCCAUUUCGGAUGUGUCCAAUAUUCAUCAUCUAGAUUUGUCUUUGUUCUUUUAGCUCCAUACUUUCAGGUGAUAGAUUAGUCUUUAGUUGUAAGGGGGAAAAGACGCGAGCAAUUGGAAAGAGAUUAAUGAAUUUAAUGUCAGACUAUCAGCUUAGGUUGGCAUCGUUGUUGCAUUCCUGCUGCAAUAAGGAAAUGAAUGGAAUAUUCAAAACUUCUCUGCUGGAUUUUCCUUUUUUUAUUCUUUUUUUUUUUUCAGAAUAUAAUUCAGAGAACGUUUCCUUGUUUUUCUCCUUGUACCAAGUACCAACAACGUCCAGGAGAGAGUCAGACAUGAUUUGCACGGCCAAGCUUCGAAAGGACGAAUACCCACAAAACCAAUUGGACCAGGUUUAGUGAUGAAUGCUGAAUUUCUUCAUUGGGUGAAUGCCUACAACUGAAGUCAGAUUUUGAACAAGAGACAUCCCCUACGCUUAUCUUACAAAAAUGAUGCAGGAAUUGUCAACCAUCAAUGACCUACCUGCGACUAAUGUGGAACUGGAACCGGAAAAGAUAGAAGAUGGGAAAGAUGGAGGUCCUUCAUUCCACUGUAAACUUUACAGCACAGAAUUAGUCCACAAGAUAGCUCAGGUUUUCAUUCCUGGAUUAGCUACUGCAUGUGUUGAUAACACAUCUGGUGAUAUCUUCAAGAUCCCUGCUUCUGUGGCCGCCGAUGUGAGAAAGGAAAUGGUGGAGUAUAUCACUCAAAGAAGUGAGAAUUUUGUUGCAGAAUCUGUUAUCCUAGAAGGGGGCCAAGAUGGACAAGUUUCUGAUCAUCCCUAUGACAUAAUUUCUGAUUUUGUUGAUGACUUUGCAAGUUCCAAGAGAAAUUUGUUUAGUCGGGUUUCAGGAUGGCUGCUCAGUGAAAAGAGAGAAGAUAAAAUAGAUGAUUUUAUUCAAGAGAUGGAAAUAAAUGGGUUUUGGUUGGUUGAUAAAAGAGAAACAAUAGCACAGAAUUUGCUAAAGAAUGUCGACCUUAAGAAUGAGCAUCACUGCAAUAUGAAAUUUCACACCCCAGAGGAGCUUGAAGCGCAUGUUCUAAAGUGUAGCUAUAGGUCUAUGAGUUGCAUACAUGAAGGAUGUAAUGCCAUAUUUUGUGCAAGUCAGGUGGAUAAACAUGAUGCAGUUUGCCCCUUCAAGAUAAUUCCAUGCGAACAAAACUGCUCCGACAUGAUCAUGAGACGUGAAAUGGACAGACAUUGUAUUACCAUCUGUCCAAUGAAGCUUGUUAGUUGUCCGUUCUAUGCAGUGGGUUGUCAAUCCCCGGUACCACAUUGUAAGCUUGAGCAGCAUCGUUCAGAUGAUCUCCAUUCUCACAUGCUGUUUGUUCUACAAAGUAUUCAUAAGGAAGUAUCUAUGGAAGAUCUGAAAAGAAGGCUGGAGCAACUAAAAGACGCAUCUUCAUCCAAUAACUUGGCACUAGCUCGAGAUGUGAGAUCACUAACCUCUGCAGUCAAGGAUCUUGAAGCAAAACUAGGGCCGAUGGAAAUUAGCAGGAAACACCAUGAGGAUCUUGAAGCAGAACAUGGGCCAGAGGAAGUAGGUAGCAAAAGCAAAACUCCAGAGGAUGUGGAAUCAGGGCCAAAAGAAGUGAGCAGCAAACCCCCUGAGGAACUCGAGAAAUUAAGUGACAAAGGAAGUGAGAUGUGAAACUCCCGGUGGAGCUUGAAGCCAAACUACGGACAGAGGAUGUAAACCUACCAAGGAUGUUGAAACAUAACUAGGGCUGAAGGAAGUGAGCAGCAAAGACGAGAAUAGUGAAGAGUAUGGAAACCUCUAUUUCUGAAAAGUGUGAGAGGAAGCUCAAACAUAAACGAAAUGUCUAAAUUCAUCUGUUGAGUAUGAAGUUUCACCAAACCUCAUUUACAAAUUAAAGAGCAGGAAGUCCGGUUAGAAACUGACAACAUCUGUAACUGCCAUCUUGAUUACCAAUUGGUAUGAUUUUUACAUAAAAUACUUUGAGAUGAGCUUUUUGUGUCCUUUUGUUUGUUCCAGUACACCAUUAACCUUUUUUUUGUAAACAAUAGAAAUGUUGUGAAAAAUUAAUGCAUUUUCUGUUGGAAUAUUUGUCUAC
Messenger RNA from Rosa chinensis, 5001 nucleotides. RefSeq names its product TNF receptor-associated factor family protein DDB_G0290931. Lineage: Eukaryota; Viridiplantae; Streptophyta; Magnoliopsida; Rosales; Rosaceae. The coding region runs from base 3375 to 4577 and encodes 400 amino acids. The record is from RefSeq and is a predicted model, not a curated record. The transcript is spliced from 5 exons. Gene Ontology annotation, molecular function: zinc ion binding.